AUGGAGUUUGAUAAGUUUCUCCAGCAUUCACAUUUCCAUAGGCUUGAUUGUGCACUGUGCAUUUACACCAGGGGGAAAGGUGAUGGCUUUGCAAUAGUGAUCAUAUAUGUCAAUGAUAUGUUGAUCAUUGCACCAAAACUGGAAGCAGUCAAGUGCAUCAAGGAGGAGAUAGGCAAAAGAUGGAGAAUGGAGGAGGGCAGCAAUGUGUCUCACUUUCUAGGAAUCAAGAUCUCCAGGGAUCAAGAGGCAAAAACCAUGGACCUUGAGCAAACCAGCUAUGUCAAGCAACUGCUGGAUGAGCACUUGGACAAACACAGAAAGAAGUCUAGUGUCCCACUUCAUGACAUCCCAGUUCCAGAAACAAUGGCAAGCAUCACAGAAUGA
Messenger RNA from Ustilago hordei, 384 nucleotides. RefSeq lists its product as uncharacterized. The record is from RefSeq and is a predicted model, not a curated record. The transcript has a single exon. The coding region runs from base 1 to 384 and encodes 127 amino acids. Lineage: Eukaryota; Fungi; Basidiomycota; Ustilaginomycetes; Ustilaginales; Ustilaginaceae.